Messenger RNA from Botrytis fragariae, 390 nucleotides. Its product is annotated as putative fungal specific transcription factor domain-containing protein. The record is from RefSeq and is a predicted model, not a curated record. The transcript is spliced from 2 exons. The coding region runs from base 1 to 390 and encodes 129 amino acids. Lineage: Eukaryota; Fungi; Ascomycota; Leotiomycetes; Helotiales; Sclerotiniaceae.
AUGGCUCUACCAAACAGACAACAUGCCACUUUGAUUACUGUUCGAGCAAGAAUCAUCUGCACGUCAUCCCUCAAAAAGUUUCGAACGUUACCUGAAUCUGGCAGAGCUCUAGCGUUCAGAGCUACUCUUGAAGUUCUAGGCUAUCAAAGGGUCUUGUUCGUUAUCCUCUUUCGUGCCAAAUAUGUCAUGUAUUCUUAUAAGAAUAAAAAUGGUCUAAACGAGUCCCUUCAACAGUUUGAAUGGGCAAUGAAGCGGUUUGAUGUAAUGGGGAAUCAGAACGUCAUGGCCAAGGCUGCAUUGGGCAUACUGGAAGGCGUGUCCGUCUAUUCGAAUAAAAGCUCUCAUGUCAGCACUAAAUAUUGUGCCUUGCAUGGAGUCGUUUUCGAGUAG